Molecule: messenger RNA, 1684 nt
Organism: Lingula anatina
Lineage: Eukaryota; Metazoa; Brachiopoda; Lingulata; Lingulida; Lingulidae
Product: calbindin-32
Biological process (GO): regulation of long-term synaptic potentiation; regulation of presynaptic cytosolic calcium ion concentration
Cellular component (GO): cytosol; dendrite; synapse
Molecular function (GO): calcium ion binding
Source: RefSeq, a predicted model, not a curated record
UUCGGGCUCAUCAAGGCCGCUAGAUAGUGGUUUAUAUAUGAUGUACGCAGCAGCUCAGGGCCAAUCUCACCACUACCGGGGACCGCUUAGAAUUAGGUACUGUCGAACAGCUUUCCCAGCUUCUAGCCUGUGGCGCUCAGCCAAUUGAAUUGUCCUUAAUUCCAAACUGAAGCAGUCUCCAGUGAUUCCCGGAAAGUAAACUGUCAUAUCAUAUCUAGCUGUUGACGAGGCCGCGUCAUCUGCUGUAGUUUACCAGAUCACAUCAAGGUAAUAUCAGCAUGGCAGCUAAGGGAGCAAAGAAAGAUAAAUACGACAACUUUAUGCGUCAGUUCCGUGACCAGUCCACCAAAGGCUGGAAACCGUUCACCGCUGGUCAGUUCAUGGACGUAUGGAGGCAUUACGAUGCCGACGGUAACGGCUUUAUAGAAGGUAAGGAAUUGGAUGGCUUCCUCAGGGAGUUUGUCUCUAGUGUGGUCUCUACGGACGCUGGACCACAGGUGGUGUCCGAUGCCUCGUUGAAGAAUAUGAAAGAGCUGUUCUUGGACGCCUACGACGAGAACCGGGAUAACAAGAUUGAGAUGUCGGAGCUUGCACAGAUUUUACCAAUGGAAGAAAGCUUUUUGCUUCUCUUCCGAAAGGACAAUCCUUUAGAGAGCAGCGCAGAAUUUAUGAAGAUCUGGCGGGAAUUUGAUAAAGACGCUAGUGGUUAUAUCGAGGCAGACGAAUUGAAGAAUUUCCUUAAGCACUUGCUGAAAGAGGAACACCGUACUGUCUCAGAGGAGCAGCUGAUUGAAUACACCGACACAAUGCUGCAGUUAUUCGACAGUAACAAAGACGGCAAACUGCAGUUCAGUGAAAUGGCCAAAUUACUUCCAGUAAAGGAAAACUUCCUGUGUAGGCCCAUUUUCAAGCAGAACGCCAAGAUAACAAUGCGAGAUGUGGACCGGGUGUUCCAGUUGUACGACAGGGAUGGAAAUGGUUGUAUUGAGAACGAUGAGUUGUCCGGUUUUUUGAAGGAUUUGAUUGAGCUGGUCAAUGAGGAUUAUGAUGCAAACGACCUGAAAGAAUUCAAGGAAGCCAUCUUGAAGUUCUGCGACACUAACAGUGACGGUAAGCUGGACCAGCAAGAGCUGACGCUGUUCAUCAUGCGCUACGCACACGCCAGUGGUACGGAGAUUGACCUGGACAGCAAAUGAAGUGUCCUGAAAAAAAGAAAGAAGUCAAAGCUCUGCCUCAUAGUAUGAUUUUAAAAGUCAAAGACAUUAACUGUUUGUAAAAAGUAUACAUAUUGUUCCACUGAUACGUUUCACUUUGAAUCCACAGACAUCCACUCUGUCUUAACUGAAUGUUGCCGGGAUUUGGAUUGGUUAUAAUAUGCACGUAAAGGCUAUGUCACUCUCUAGCGUAUAGAAGAAUGUUUUAAGUAUCGUUUGUGAAAUCGAAUAUACGCACAACCUGAGCUUAUAAAAUCAACCCUUUUCCAGUUUACAAGAAUGAACGUAUGACCAGCGUAUGAAAUAAUUAUUUUGAACCUGGUAAAAAUCGUUUUUCUCUGCGUUUGCGAAAAUGCUGCGUGCUCUAGACGUAUACGACACAAGCCUAACAAACCACCUCUGAUGUUUAUUUUGGUCCUCUCUAACCUCCCAUUACGAAAAAGAAGCCAUGCCAUUGGACAAUGCGACCU